GAGAACAGAGCUCUGCUGUGACCUGCUGUGGAGCGACUGAGAAGAUGGCACUGAUCUGGUUUUUGGCAGCUCUUGUCUCUGUUGCUUCAGCCAUCGACUAUAGGGACCGAUAUAAGCCAUUGGACUGUUCUCAUCACUACAAAUCAGGAGAAAGGUUUAGUAAGGUUUACACCAUCCAUCCAGACGGUGACCACCCUCACCAUGCUUUCUGUCACAUGGUAUCAGAUGGCAGAGAUGAAGAUAACGGAGGAUGGACGGUGAUUCAGAGGAGGAUGGACGGCACAUUGAAUUUCUAUCAGCCAUGGAAAGAGUACAAGAGAGGAUUCGGGUCUAUGGAGGGCGAACACUGGAUGGGGCUGGAGCACAUCCACCACAUGACACGCCACAAGAGGCACAUGCUGAGAGUGGAUAUGGAGGACUUUGAAGGAAGGAGAGGUUUCGCUCAUUACACGUCUUUCUCUGUGGCAUCUGAGGACGACGGCUAUAAACUGCACAUUUCUGGAUUCAGGGAUGGAGGAGCAGGCGACUCCUUGACGGCCCAUAAUGAAAUGAAGUUCUCCACUUUUGACAAAGACCAAGAUUUGUACGAAAAGAACUGCGCCAGAGAGUUCCUCGGGGGAUUCUGGUAUAAAAAGUGUCACCAUGCAAAUCCCAACGGUGUGUACUUAUGGGGUCACGAUCGCACCCACUACGCUAUCGGUGUGUGUUGGUGGAGCUGGGAUCACAACUACUACAACAGCUUGAAACACAUCACCAUGAGGAUCAAACCUCAUGACACCUAGACUAAUGUUUACAGUUUAACAUGUAAGGCUUAUUACUUUAUCUUUAAUGCUUACGGUAUGUUUAGAGCUGAGCACUCAGUGUGUAUGUGAACAUAUGUGCUGGACACAGUGAAGGUUUGACCUCUGUAAAGUCUCUGCUCUCCCUCCAGAAGUUAUAACAUAUUGACUUUCCUGUGUUUAACUCUUCCACAAGCUGUUUAAUGACCGUGAUUUGUCUUUGUUUAAGUCUGUUUUUACUAUCCAAAUGAUAAUAAACUCAAUAAACUGCAGAUUUAAUGC
Molecule: messenger RNA, 1061 nt
Organism: Danio rerio (zebrafish)
Lineage: Eukaryota; Metazoa; Chordata; Actinopteri; Cypriniformes; Danionidae
Gene: mfap4.14
Product: microfibril associated protein 4, tandem duplicate 14
Source: RefSeq, marked validated